AUGAGCAACCCUUGUCAGCAAGGAGCUUUAUUCUGUCGACCAUUAUGCAGUCAAGACGAUUAUGAAUGUGUUUGCAAACCAGGUUUUACCAGCCGGAAUUGUGAAACCGACAUCAACGAGUGCUCCAGUAAUCCCUGUUUAAACGGGGGUACUUGCACUGAUCAGAUUAAUAGAUACAUCUGCGCAUGUCCCGUUUGGACUGAAGGAGUAAGCUGUGAGACUGUUCGUGUCUUGGAUAUCCACGUUCGAAGCGAGGGUUGUGAGGAUGCAGGAAGAGCAGACCCCUGCGGCAAAGCUUACAUCAAGGUGGAUGGAACAGAUCACUCUCCUCACAGCAGAGGAUAUAACGUUGUUGUUGUGGACGGAGCAACAGGUGCAGUUCUCGGUACAAGAGGAUUUGAUACUUAUGAAGAUAGCUCGGCGGGUAAUAGACUCAGAGAUUACCUUAACGGUCUUCAUGGCCAUAAAAUAGUGUUAGUUGCUAUUCAAGAUGAGGGCUCAAUUCACAUGUCGCCAGCGAUUGAUGCGCUCAAGAGACUGGGCGCUACUGACCCUGUACAGCCGGACGAUAGGGGAUCUUUUGCUUUCGCUGGAUACGCUGGAGCAAACAAACCUCAGUGGAUAACACAGAGACGUGCGGACAAAGGACAGGGACCGAGUGAAAUAUUUCCGAAAAUUGCGUUAUCGGCAGGCGUGUUUGGUUAUCAAUUAGUUAUUGAUUUAUAUACUGGCCCAUUUUUUGAAACUGAAUUGAAACGACGGCCGUCCUCGGAACAGUUCCCUCCCACGUUAACUGAAAGGCAAUUGUCUACACGCUCACUGUGGUUUAAAAGUCAUGUGUGGCGUCAACUGGCGAAGAACGAAUCACGAGACGUGGAGGAGUAG
This is a messenger RNA of Pocillopora verrucosa, 885 nucleotides long. The record is from RefSeq and is a predicted model, not a curated record. Lineage: Eukaryota; Metazoa; Cnidaria; Anthozoa; Scleractinia; Pocilloporidae.